GUGCUCUUGAAUGUCUGUGGACAAAGGCGUAGGAGUUGUGUCGGGAUCAAAGCAAAGUUGGUUCUUCAUGAUGAUGGAUGUUACACUUGGUGCUUCCACUUCAAAGGUUGGACCAGGUUCGUCUUCCUCAUCAAAUAUGAGACCUUCUAGAUCAUCGUCCAUGGGUCUCCCGGUGCUAAGAAGCGGUCCUUGAUGUUAGUAGUCGAAUGGCUCUUCCUCAAAAUCAUGUAAAAAUAAAACAAGAUUACUCGGAUUCUCCGGUUCAAAACAGGUUAGUCCAUUAGUCUCUUCCUCAUCAAACAUAAAAUCAGAUUUUAGAGAAGGAAGAUCACAUUCAUCCUCACAAAUGAUCAAACUUUCAAUCAGAUCUUCAUCAUAUUCAUCAAAAAUUGGUAAAGAAUCUAAUUUUUUUUUUAGAUCUUCAAGGUUGUUUUCAGACUUAACUUUGGGUUUUUCACUGAUGAAUAAGGAUGGUUCAGCUACAGGUGCACGUGUGGUUGUGCUUUUUUUUUGGAUCUUGCUGACGUCCUUGAGGGCUUUCACCACUCCCUCCACAAGGUUGUCACAAAACUCUCGGCCUUCAAAUUGACUGAAAAGCCUUCUUUGAUCAACUUCAAACAUCUUAACCUGAAAAUUCUCAACACAAAAGGUUAACAAAUACAAAUAAUCCUCACACUCUCAAGUGUUUAUCCUCACCCACACACGUGUUUCUCUCGGAUUUUAGUGAUCACACAAGAAUUUCCUCUCAAAGUUCUAAGAGAACAAAUCAAGUAACCCAAUGGAAUCUCCAAGCAAACAAGAGAUGAACACAAGAUAGGAAGAUAAGAGAAUUGAAUUUUGAAAUCCGUAUUAACCACUCCAAGACUGGAUUUCGCCUCAGCCAGCAUGAUUUCUCUUCCACCAUCUAGCCAAAUAAAUCAAAACUUUUUUUUUUUUCUUUUUUUUUUCUUUUCUGUUUUUUUUUUCAAUAUAGAAGAAUGGGGAUAGGUAAGGUAGUGGUCCGGAUUUGAGAUAGAAAGAAAAAGAAGAAGUGUUUAGAAAUGGAAGAUGAGAAAGAUGGAUAGAUAGUACCGGUUGAGUGGCUCUGAUACCACUUGAUACACCCUAAAUUAGGGAAAGAUCACUCGGCCGAACUAAGAGGAUAUGAACUCGCCAAAAGGGAGAACUGGUGGAUUGAAUGGUGACACAAGAGGGGCGGAAAGCCUCUUGAUACUACAAGACUUCAGUUGUUGCUUGAUAUGACGCACAAGUCCAACAAAAGAAGGGUUUCUAAACGUUGCUUGAUAUGACGCACAAGUCCAACGAAAUAGAGAAUGUUUAGUUGGAGAAAACUCAACAAGAAACAAGAAGUAUUCUACAAAGAACAAAGAGAGAAACUCAUAAAAGGGGAAAAAUCAUUGUCUUAUUCAUGGAAUGAGAUUACAUAUUUAUAGUAUAAAUGGUCAAAGAAAAACAUAAAGAAAUUGUGGAAAACUAGAAACUUAGAAAACAUAAACAAAGACUAAGACUAAAGACUUUUGUAGAACCGAGAUGUUGAAUUUUGACUUGACUUUGAAGAAAUCAAUGCAACCUAUGACCAUGACUUUUUUGUUGACUCUGUUCAGAUAUUUUUUGAUAAGAAUGAGUUUGAAAUAGACCGAAGAAAGGGCUGGUCGAAUUUGGCAAGAAACAAACCCGUAUUGCACUUUUUUUAUGAACUUUUUCUUGGACUGAAUAAGGCCCAUUUCGCCCAGCAGCUAAACCAUCUCCAUUUUCAGUGUCACUUAGCUCACUCAGCUCCAAAGUAGUGUCACUUAGCUCAUCCAGCUCCAAAGUGGUGUCACUUAGCUCACUUAGCUCAUCCAGCUCAUCUACUCUCACUUCAGCUGGAUCUCAUGCAUACUCUCUUCAGCUGCUUCCAGCUCGUCCACACUCUGUUUCAGCUCUUCCUCAGUCUCAUCAGUUGACUUUAGCUCAGUAUGCUCACUAUUAAUCCAUCAUGGUUUGUCCUUUGUUGAAUAAUCAUUUGGCUCAACCAUGGUCGCAUUAUCCUGGCCCAGGUCUAUGAUCUGAGGUGCAUCAAAAUAGGUUAUGAAUAGUAAAAAUAGUUCAAGCAUGACGGAUCAAACGGAUCAUGCAAAUCAAACAUGACAAAUGCAGAUCAAGCAGAUUAUGCAUGAGAGAUGCAGAUCAAGCAGAACAAGUUACUUUUGAAAUUAUGAAUGGCAAAAGCAGUUAAAAAUGUAGAUCAUAUAUUUAAACAAUAAAACUAACACCAAAAUAUCAACAUAUAAUAUAAAUAAUACAUAACAAAGAUAAACUAAUUUAUUGAAAAUAUUUAGAUUUUCCCUUAACAUAUCUGCAAUAUUAAACUAGUGUUUUGAAAACCGGACCGACCGAUCAAACCGGUCCAACCGUGACUCAGUGAAAAAGCUGAGUCUGGUUCGGUUUAAAACGCGGAUUUCAGAAAAAAAUAGUAAAACCGAUAAAACCAGUGAACAUGUUCAAUUUCAAAACCCGGUUUUAAAAAAUCAACAUAGAAUUAAUGUGUUUUCAAUUAUUAUUUAAUAUAAUAUUUAAUAGGUAACACUAUUUAACUAAUUUUCUCUUUAAUUUUAUUUUCUUAAGAAAUAAUGUACAAAUUUCCUUUUUGGUUCUCAUAUACUAUUCUUAUUUUGUUAUAUUUAUAAAAUUUAAGACUUCAAUGGUAAGAAUAAAUAAAUAUGGUAAUUUGAACCGUUAAUUAUUUGGUUUUUAACAAUUUCAAUUUACAUAAUAUUUUCUUGUUUAUUAUAUAGCUAGAUUUAUACUUAUUGUAUAUAUAUAUAUAUAUAAUUUUAAAAAACCUUGUUGAUGAUUAUAUAUUUAAAAAUAUCUAAUACAUAUAUUCCAUGUAAUGUAUGUGGUUUCUAUGAAAGCUUCGUUGUUAUUAAACUCUGUGGUUCUAAAUUUUGAAGCCUCAUAAGUAUUAGUCAUUUUUUACAUGCAUAUAUUAUAGAUAAAACAAUAAAAACAUUAAAUCUACUAUAUGUUGACAAAAAAGAAAAAGAAUUAAAUCUAUUGUAUUUGUAUUUGAUAAGUGAAGUUACCUAAUAAUGAGAAAUAAGAGAGAAGAGUAUAAUAGUUUUUUUAAAUUUAAUUUGUAGAAAAAUCUAAUAAGAGAGAAGAGUAUAAUAUUUUUUUAAAAUUUAAUUUGUAGAAAAAUCUUUUAUUGGUUAGAAGAGAGAUAUAAUGAGUGAACCUCUUUAAAAAGUGGGUGUUUAGAACAUGAAGCCGGAGAACUGUUUUUUGCACAAAAAACAAAAAAUUAAUCAAAUAUACAGUUAUUUUGUCUUUUACUUUUAGAAACAGAAAAAUAAUGAAUAGUGAUUUAAAAGUAGUUCUCCUGCAACACAUAUGAUAUAUUCUUGUCCUAUUCCUCUUUUUCAUAACCAUAGUUAGGUGUAUAGAUAAUUGUGUCUUUAUUUUAGAAAUAUACAAAAUUAUAUAUAUUUUUAAUCUAUGUGCAUUAAUCUAAAACGAUAAUUAAAAUGAAACGGAAGGAGUACUAAACGAGAAAGUUAGGCUUCAGAGAUAUUUUAUUAAGAAACCCUUUUCCAAUCAAAUUAAUCAUCAAUACAGUGAAAAUAUCUCUCUCUCCUUAGAUUCUUCGUCUUUUACGCAGUAGAAGGCAAUGAUUACUCUUUUCUAACUUUCUAGGAAACUAACACUGUGUUUUUUCUUCCAUUCUUUUAUCCUAUUCUUUCUAUGAAAAAAAAGGUGCAUGCAUUACAAUAUAACUAAUCAUAAUUAUAGCCCUUUUCAUAAUAUAUGUUAAACAAAAUCUGACUUUCAAGCAAUUUCAAAUUUUUAUUCUUUUUCAUCAAAAUAAAGGUUUUAAAGUAAAGUUUUGUUUUAUCCAGUGUUAAGUCACCAGUGUUGUGGGUAUCAGAUGCAGAAAAUCACAAGUGUUAAUGGUGGAAAUAUAUUUCUUAUAAGUUAAAUUUUUUUUGUGGAAUUGACAGGAAACGCAAUUCUGUUAUUAUGCAAAAUUAUAAACCAUUAAAGUUCAAAAAUCGAUUAUGCAUUAAUAUAUGAGAUACAUCAUGAGGUACAAUAAAAACUCUAUAAAUUAAUAAUAUCAGAAUUGUAAUAUUUUAUUAUUAAUGAGUUAUUAACUUAAAGAAAUGUUUUAAAAAUAUGUGUAUAUAUAUAGAUAUAUAGAUUAGAACAAAAAUAAUUUUAUCUUCACAGAUAAAUAGAUUAAACUUUAUAGAUUUGGGUUUUAUCUUUUUGUUAGACUAUUUGAUGUAUUUUAUGUAUAAAAAUACAUAUUAUAGGAUAUAAUUUUACUUUUAGAUAAUUUAGUUCACUAAAAUAAUAUCAAAGUAACAAAAUUAAAAGAAAAAUAAAAAACUAGAAUCUAUUUUGAAGAAAAAAUAAACAAUAUAAUAUUUUUUACAUUUAUAAAUUUUUAUCUAAAAUUUAUAUAAUUAUAUUUUAACUUAGGAUUAUAAUGGGAUCAUAUAUUUAUCUAAUUAAGAAUUUUUAAUUAUUAUGCCAUAUUUGAUAGUGGUUUAACUUUAUACUGUAAAUUUCUAUUAAUAUGGUAUGUUAUUAAUUAAACAAAUAUUCAUUUAUAAAGCUAUCUCAGUCAAAGGAAAAAGAGAGUAUUAUCUUAUAACGUCGUCUGUUGAAUAUUCUGUACAAUUCUCUCAGACUGUAUAAUCAAUAAUGCGAUAAGAGAGACAGGGAGAGAGAGAUAAUAAAUAGUUUCAACCACCAAUGUUAACUGGUGCAGUUUUAAGUGAAAGCUAUUCCACCCCCAAAAUAAUAAGCUUAAAACGAGACAUACCAUCUUGUAAAUAUACGCAGUGCCUUCAAAACAUAGCUGAUAUGUAAAAGCAUACCAUCAUUGAUUCAUCCAUAUGUAGUACGGUGUGUGUGUUUGAUUGAAGAUAGAUGAUGAUGAAUAUGUUGAUGAUGAUGAACUAAUUCUCAUGAAUCCACUUCAUUUAUUGCUUGCAUUGUAUUUACGUUAUCGAAGAGCGUGCUCUUUCGUCGACAGUGAAAUUCUUUUACAACACUUUGAAUCUUUCUUUUAAAUGUGUUUUUUAAUAUAAGGCACGGAACGUGAUAAAUGCCAUCCAAAUUUUCAUAUAUGUUUAUAAUUUAUUAAGUUCAUAAGCAUAAAUUUAAUCAGUUGUAUUUAAAAAAAUAAUUUUAUAAAUUUAGACGAGUAAUAUACAUCUGGUUAUGUUUAUUGUUUGUUUGCCAACAGUUAUGUUUAUCUUAGGCUGUAAAUAAAAUAAUUUUUAAACAUUUAGCGAAACAUAAUAAAAUACAUAAUGUGAUAUUGAUAAGGAAGUUAUGUGUACUUCUACUUUUCAAAAAAAAAAAAGAGUUAUAUGUACUUCUAUUUUUCAAAAAAACAAGUCAUGUGUACUUCUAACUAAAAUGAUUUUAUAUCAAAAAUGAAUUAUAAAUUCAAUAAAUGCACUUUAUUGAAUUAUAACUAGUGUAAGACCAACUCCAAUAGAACACCAAAACACUAAAUUUAAUGUAAUUUUAACUCGAGACCCCAAAAAUGACAUCAUCCCACCAAAUUUGGUGUAGAGUAGAUAAUGUUACAUCAAAUUUACUUCAUUAUUUAUAUUUUAAAUUAUUUUUACGUAAUUAAAUUUUUUAUUUUAUUUUCAACUAAAAAAUUCGUAAAUUAUUAUUAUUUACUUUAUAUUGUAAGAAGAAAAUAUCAUAGCACUUUUAUAUUUUAUUUUUAGUGAUAUAAAAUAUAAUUGGUAUUUCAUAAAAUAUAGAAGUUAAUAACAUAAGCUGGAUAAGAUUAAAAUGCAUAUUAAAUUUGAAUUAAACAUAUCAUUAGGUUAUGUGCUUUUCAUAAUUAAUACUUUUGUAAUUUUAUAUAUAAUAAAUACAUAAAAGGUAUAAUAUUGUUAAACCAAAAAUAUCAAUGUAAAUAAAUUUUAUAAACAUAAAAUUACAAAAAAAUAACAAACAUAAUAUCUAAGUGUGAUAAAAUAAUUAUUUACCAAUUAAAAAUGAUAAAAAUAGAAAAAAUAUUUAAAUUGAAAACAUCAAAUAAUAUGUAAUACUCCCUCCGUUUCGAUUUAAUUGUCGUUUUAGAGAAAAAAAUUUUGUUUCAAAAUAAAUGUCGUUUUAGAGUUUCAAUGCAAAAUUUAUUAAUAAGAUUCUCCAUUUUAUUUUUAUAUUGGUUGAAAUAUAGUUAUGUGUAUAGGUAAUUGUGUUUUUAUUUUAGAAAUAUACAAAAUUAUAUAUUUUCUUAAUCUGUGUGCAUAAACCUAGAACGCCAAUUAAAAUGAAACGAAAAGAGUAUUUUUUUUUGAGUAAAUUUGAUGUUAUGGUUGGAGAUGAUAAAAAAAAAACUGACAACAAAACAUUAAAUUUGGUGUACUUUCAGCAUCAAAUUUAGUGUGUAAAUAACUAAUUACAUAUGACAAGAGAGAAAAACAUAUGACAAGAUGAAUAUAAAGCUCAGCAUUGUAGAGAGGACUGCAUGUUCCAAACCUUAUAUUUCUUCCCAUUGAUUUCCGGGAAUCAAAUACUUACAAUAGUUUCUUAACAAAAACUAUUAUAAAUGUUUUCAUGAAAUUAGGGCAAAAGUAAAAACAAAAACUACGAUGCCCUAGGGAAAAUGAAAUCUCUGCAAGUGGGUUUUAGGGGGCACCUAGACAUUAGUUACAAAAGAUCUCUGAGUUUUUAGCCCUCCUGCCUCUUCAACCGCACUUCACGACAAUGACAACGAUCGUGAUGCGUUAUUUAACAUCCUCUGUUUCUCACUGCAUGCUCGUUGCCGUACGCACUCAUAGUCAUAGGUGAUGAGAAAUCGAAGGCCUUAUAUAGAGAGAGCAUACGACUAUAUAUCACUAAAAGAAAAGCAUACGACCAUCAUAUAGCUUGCUUCUGUAUACUGCAUAUGUACUGAAUAUCAUGUAGCUCACUUGUGUACAUAACAUUGCAUAUGCAUGUAUAAGAUAUAAUGGUAUGAUUAGUCAUGACCCACACUCGAGGUAUAUAUUUUUCCUAUAAAUAAGUUCUAUGAUAAAUAUUAUUGAAUACAGUCCAAAACUUUUUCAGAGUUGCUAAAGCCUAAAACUAGGUAUUUCAUUAGUUCAAUGAAAAGUGUAAUUAAUACAUAAACAAAAAAGAAGUCAAAUUUUGGAUAGGUUUAUGAACAAUGGGUUACAUAAACCUAUCCAGUCCUUAAAAGAUUCCAGACUUCAAUAUACAAUCUGAUUUUCAAACUAGUAGUUACAAAACUGGUAUUUCUUUGCAUGUUUUGCAUUACUAUUAUUAUUAUUACUCACGAAUUCGAUAAAUCAUGGGAGUCUAUACUAUGUAACAGCCUAGCAACUUUUGUGAUCAGAUUUCUUAAUUUAAAUUUUAUUCGAGCAAAUUAUAAUCGAUCGAAUCUUUAGACUUCAUAUAUACCUGUUUCUCAGAUACCUUUUAGCUCCUACAAACAUUGAAAAUUACUCUUAUUACAAAUCUCAAUUUUUUUUUAUUUGUUCAAAAUUACAAAACUCUUUUUAUGUAUUAUAAAUGGCUAUUGCGUAGAACAGUAAGAUUGUUUGAAAGUUGGGUAUUGUUAUUUAACAUUUACACCCAAAAAAAAAAGUUGGGUAUUGUUCCUUUUCAACUGAAUGUGUCAUGGUCAUCAACCAAGCAACAUACUAAAACAAAGAAUUUCAAACCUUUGGAAGAAAAAAACAAAUGGUUUAAGAGAAUGUUGUAGUAUGCAUAUGCUUGAAUUGAUAUGGGGAAUUGGAAUGCCUCAACAUUCUCAUAACUAGCUACACUUGUUCGACACACUAUACAAUAUUUGAUAUAUAAUAUUUAAAAUAUGAAAACUACAUAUACACACAGCCAUAUUGUAAUAUAGUAUAGCUGUUGUCUAGUGAUAUCAUCUUACAUUUCUUUUACAUAAUGUACAAAGCAACAAUUUCCAUACCGGGAAUUUGGUUAAAAUUAUUCACAAUAAAUUGAUUCAUUCAUCUUUUUUAAGUCGAAGAUUUGGGAUUAAACCUGAGAAACAAAACUCUUCUUCAAACAUAGUAAGAAAAUUAAAGCUCGAAAUGUUGACUGUUAACCAAGAUUAAUUCACUGGACCGUCCCCAUGUAAUAAAUAAAAUAUGUAUGUAUCAUGACCUGGUCAUACAUGUACUUAUAUGAAAGGAAUAAUUAUAAAAUGGUGAGACAUGAUCAGACUUAAACAGUGGAUAGAAACAACUGCCUUAACGAAUUAUCAUCUUUAUCACUCAUACUCCAAAAAGAAAAAAAAAUCAUUCAUAUGAUGAAUUUUCUUUAUGUAAUAUAUUUCAACGUAGACAGAUGCAAAACAAUAAAAUCUGAUGAAGUAAUAAUUAGAAGAGAGAAAAAUUGAAAAAGAAUGGAGUUUGUUUUCGUCCAAGCAAAAUACCAAUGAUGCCCUAACCUUUCUAAUUCCCUCAUUUGUCCCUUUCCUUUUUCAUGAAUAUUUCUAACUUCUCCGUCCCUUUCAAUCCUUCUCGACCAGAUAUCCUCUGAUUCGAUCUCCCCACACUAUUUUAAAUACAAAUCUUUUUUUCACUGAUAACUCAAUAAAAUUCCCCAAGAAGAGUAGUUCUAGUUUAAACAUAAUUAAUUCUUAGCAAAAAUAUAAUAACUAAAAGUUAUAUAAUUCUAUAACCACAUCCUUAGCGUAGCCUGCUUAAUUAGGUUAACCAUACUAAUGAUGGUCAAAAUUAACACAUCUUUAAGUAAAUCAAAUAAAACUUGUUUCUUCUUUUCGUAUAUUGAAAAAACAAUAUGGAACAAUAUACCUUUUACAUAAGAAUUUCCUUCCUAAUUUUAACAUUUUACUCGAAUAUUAAUCCAAUGGAAUUUAUGUGUCAAUUAUACUCACGCGUGUAUCACAGUUUUUUUUUCUCAUAUACUACAAAUUUUUCUACGUCAUAUAUUAUAUAUAUAGUCAUAGAUUUUUCUUGUAUAGUCAUGAUCUACAUUUUCGUUACCAUAGUUUUACUUAGGCUCCGAUUGGUAAUCCGAUUGGUAAUUACGGUUUGAGCGGUGCGGAACAAGCGAUUUAACUGCAGUGCAGUUUUAACAAUUAUAAAAACGUGUAGAUAUAUGGUAUACGUAGAGAUUUUUGUUACUGUUAAGUGCGGUGCGGGGUAAGACGGUUCGUAACAUUCGAAGCCUUAGUAAACAUUUUAUAAUUCGUUUCCUUAUAUAUAAAUAUGAAAUAGACUUUAAUUUGUAUCUGCGAAAUAAAAUUUACGUACACAUGCAUAAAAGAAUAAUAUUGAAUAGCUGAUCUUUGAGAUAUUGAGAACUCUUAUUGGGUCCCCCAUCUCUGUGUUAUAUAACUCAACACUCUCUCUAUAUCUCCUACACACAAAACCUAAAAUAUCUUUUGCUUUAUAGUUCUUUUCUUGGUAAAAUAAAAUUUCUUAUCAUUGUCUUCUUCUUCUUCCGAUCUACUCUUCAUUUUGAUCUUCAAAUAUGGAGCCAGCGCAACAUCACCAUCAAGCCGACCAAGAAAGCGGCAACAACAACAAGUCCGUCUCUGGUGGUUACACGUGUCGUCAAACGAGUACAAGAUGGACACCAACGACCGAUCAAAUCAGAAUACUCAAAGAUCUUUACUACAACAACGGAGUCCGGUCACCAACAGCCGACCAGAUCCAGAAGAUCUCUGCAAGGCUGAGACAGUACGGAAAGAUCGAGGGAAAAAAUGUCUUUUACUGGUUUCAAAACCAUAAGGCUCGUGAGCGACAGAAGAAGAGAUUCAACAGCACAACCAUGACCAUACCAACGUCUUCAUCGCCCAACUCGGUUAUGAUGGCUAGUGAUCACUAUCACCAUAACCAUCAUCAUCAUGGCGUUACCAUCCAGAGACCUGCUUUGGUUAACGCUAAGCUCGACCAAGAAAAUCAUAUGUUUCAUCAGAGCAGAUCAUAUCCCAGCUUCAAUAACGGGAAUACAAAUCAUGCAAGUUCAGGCACGGAAUAUGGUGUUUUCAGUGCUUCUAAUGGCUACAUUAGUAGCCAUAUCUAUGAACCUAUGGAACAAGACUGUUCAAUGAGCUACAACAACGUAGGUGGAGGAUGGACAAACAUAGAUCAUAAUCACCAUUACUCAACUCCAGCCUACAACUUCUUCGAUAGACCAAUGCUUCUGUCUGGACUAGAAGGUCAUCAUCAAGAAGAAAAAGAAUAUGGUGGCGAUGCUUAUCUGGAACAUAGACGCACACUUCCUCUCUUCCCUUUGCACGGUGAGGAUCACAUCAACGGCGGUGGUGGUUCCAUCUUGAAGUACGGACAAUCGGACGGUUGUGAUCGUUAUGGUAGAGGCCCUUGUGCUUCUCUUAAGCUGUGUCUGAACUGAACUCCUAGACCAGCGUCGUACCGGAUUAAAGUUGUCUUUCGCUAUCUCUCUCGCAUGUUUCGCUAGUGAUUAAUGAUGCAGUAAGCAUAAAAGUAGUAUCUCGAGUACUUAUAGUUUAUAGUUGCAUUUACUACUUCUAGGUUGAACUUUCAAUGAGUGUGUUUUUCUCUCUUUUCUUUUAUAAUCUAAGACGUUAAAAUCUUAUUACUACGAAAAUGGAAUCUAUUUCAAUAAUUUACAAAUAGUAAUUUCAAAAAGAUUUCAGAGGCAUGAACACAAAUGGCGGAAAAUGCUAUCAAGAAGAUCAUGCAUCAUAUCAUAUAUAUGAUUUAAUUCAAUAUAGGCAAAUUACAAUCUUAUGAUUUUGUUAAGCCAUGUGCGAUGCUUAUUAGGGCUUGUUCUCUAAGUCAGAGUCUUGUGUCUUAUAGUCCUCCUGAAUUCCUAAUCAACGUAAAUGGAGCAUUUUUAUUAUUUCAUAUGAAAAUAAUAGCUUUUUGUUUUCCCUUUAGUAACUAUAGCAUUUGUUCUUUCAAAAUCUCUCUUACCUUGGAAUAUUUUUCUUGUGUUUGUCAAGCAUACUUAACAUGGAUUACCAAAAGAAAAGUUUGUCAAGCGUACUAGCUAUUUUUUUUCUUUUCACGUAUACUAUUUUUCUUGUGUAUUUGUCAUUGUCGUAAAAAUGACAAGUUAAUGAUGAUAAUGAAUGAUCAUUGGUUAGUAUACCUGAUUAGUUCUAUUGUGCAAAUCCUCGAGCAGCGUGACAUGAGUAAGGAUAAUGAUUUGGUUAGUUGCUUUUUGUCAUAAAUCUUGUUUAAGUCAUCUUGGCUUGGUUUUUGGAAUUCUAAAGGAUAUACAGUUUCGACGUAUGUGCAGCCAUUUUGUAGUUUGAACCCUCUCUUCAUCGUAAACCAUGCGAAAUUAUUAUUACAUUAUUUAUAUUCAUUGAUCUCUUGUUGUCUGGAAUGUGUCGUUAUAAGCUCCUUCUAUUAUAUUCACAAGAUUAACCAAAAAGUAAUACUACUACAGAAUGAUCGCAUUAGUGGACUAUUUUUAUAUCUGGACGAAAAGAAAACACACACGGUUCCUUUGUUAUAAUUCUAGAUUUCUAAUCCUUUCAACAGAUUAACUAUUCUUCUAUAUAUUUGGUAACCAAUGCCAUGCUUUAGCUUUAUAGUAUUUUGGACCAGAGAUCAUAUACAAUAUAAUGAAUCUUCACUUCGAACUCUAUGCUAUGACUAAUUUUCUUUAUAACUUUUUCUACAAAUAAAAACUUUGGAGAUUCAACCGGUUGAGAAACUGACAAUAAUAACUUACUAAUUCUUUAUUUAUCAUGUCAACUUGACAUCAAGCGUUUAUUUUUAUUUUGUAUAAGCUCAGGUGAGCAAUCCCUCUUUUAAUGUAUACAUAAAACCGUACCCUUAAGAAGAAAAAGGAGUCUACAUCAAUGAGAUCUCAAAUCCAGUAGGCUUUUAAAUUCUUCAAACACAAUCUCAAUUGCAUACAUCUAUAUCUUGACGAAAUUACCCAUUUUCAUUUUGAAUUUGGAAAGAAAUAAAGAGAGGAUUCAAGUUGAAUAGUUGAUAAUACAAUAAUAUGUAUAUAUAUUUGGUUAGUUUUUGUAAGGUUAACUUCUUGUUGGAUGUAAAUUUUGUGUUUUAGACAUUUGAAGAUGAUGAUACAUGGGUAAAAAUCUAGAUUUUCGUAUUUUAUAUUUUUAAUUUAUUUUUAGUGAUCGUAAGUUUUUUUUUGCAGUUUUUCUUUGUUUCAGUUCUCUUCGAUCCCUUCGUGUCUGCAUCUGAAAUAAAAUGGACUGGUCAUGAAAAAAUACAAAUACAAAGUAGGAUCAAAUAUGCUGAGUUAAUUUUGUCCCAGAAAAAGCUUUAGCAAAUUUGUGUUAAAACUAUAUGGAUGUUAAAUGAAAAUUAAUGUCAACCAAAAUUAAUUUGUCUUAGUCAAGAGAUGUUGAUAUAUUUUUUGGAAUAACGAAGUGUCCAUACUUUAUUUGGUGAAAUGUGUAACUUCAGUAUUUUUGACCUUUUAGAUUUGUUAUUUUUAUUAUAUCUUAUGUUUUUGAAACAACAUCGUUUUAAUCUUUGCUAGAAUUAAACGACCAUUAAUUGAAAACUAAUGUUGACUGAUUUGGCUUGAUCAACAUAAAUUUAUAUGUUUUUAGAACAAUGAAAUGUUCAUCAUUUUUUUGUAAUAGUGUAAGUUCAAUAGUUUUUAUUGAUAAUUUUAUCUUAGGUUUUCCAUUAAAAAAAUUGGGUUUUAUUUUCCGAUUUAUCAGACGUUAUUUAAUUUGUAUUUUAUGAUUAAUAUAAAUACUCUUUAGAAGAUAACCUUUUGUUCAAUUGAUUACCCAAAAAAAAACCUUCUGUUCAAUCCUUUAUCAGAAAAAAAAAGAAGAUAACUUUUUGUUCCAUUCAUAAAGCAUAGACACUGACAUAUGUAGUUAUGUGUCUCUGAGGAGUUACUUACUUGUCAUGUAUAAAUGAAUUUUUCUGCCGAUCCGAGAAGAUCUUUAAAUGCUUCUUAGGGAUUCAAAGUACGUUAUUUCUAUAAGAGGCAAAGAUGUGAGGCUCGUGUAGCAUCAUGGUCUGUGAUUCCCUUUAUGUGAAAGUCUUCCUAAAAGACUUACUUGGAUCAGUUUGGUCUUUUUCCUAUUCUCUGUUGACUGAAAUCUAUUUUUUUU
Brassica rapa (field mustard) is the source of this 13054-nucleotide messenger RNA. RefSeq names its product protein WUSCHEL. Gene Ontology annotation, molecular function: DNA binding; DNA-binding transcription factor activity. Gene Ontology annotation, biological process: plant organ development. The record is from RefSeq and is a predicted model, not a curated record. Lineage: Eukaryota; Viridiplantae; Streptophyta; Magnoliopsida; Brassicales; Brassicaceae.